Molecule: messenger RNA, 837 nt
Organism: Gastrolobium bilobum
Lineage: Eukaryota; Viridiplantae; Streptophyta; Magnoliopsida; Fabales; Fabaceae
Exons: 6
Coding region: 3-788 (261 amino acids)
Source: RefSeq, a predicted model, not a curated record
AUAUGGACGAUACUCUCUACUCAUUGAGCUCAGGCCUCAAUCUAGCAUGUCGAAAGAACAUAGAAGAGUAUAUGUUGGAACACUUGCAUAUUGAAGAAAGUGAAGUACCAAAGAUGUGUCUGGAUUUGUACAGGGAAUGUGGGACAACUAUGGCAGGACUAAAGGCCCUUGGUUAUGAGUUUGACAAUGAUGAAUUUCAUGCUUACGUGCAUGGAAGAUUACCAUACGAGAAACUGAAGUCUGAUCCAGUGUUAAGGAACCUUCUGCUUUCCAUGCCUCAGCGUAAAAUAAUAUUCACCAAUGCAGAUCAAGCACAUGCGGAUGAAGUUCUCAACAGAUUGGGCUUGAAAGAUUGCUUUGAGGGCAUCAUAUGCUUUGAAACGCUUAAUCCUCCUAAUUGCACGGAUGUACCUACUGAUAAACAUGUUCUCACGUGGAGUAAUUCGUUUAACAAUACCUGUGAUCAAAUAAAAAGUGGAUGUUUCAACUCCAAGACACAUAUUCUCUGCAAACCCUCUGUGGAAGCCAUUGAAACUGCUAUUCAGAUUGCUAAUGUGAAUCCAAGGAAAACGCUGUUUUUAGAUGACAGUGUUAGAAAUAUUGCAAGUGGAAAAGCUGCCGGACUUAACACAGUUAUCGUGGGACGCUCAGAUUUGGUGCCUGGUGCUGACCAUGCAUUGAACAGCAUCCAUAAUAUCAAAGAAGCAUUACCUGAAAUAUGGGAGGUUGAGGGAGACCAAAAGCAAAUGAUCCAAUCCCCAGCAGUUGAGUAUAUGGUCGUUGCAUAGGUUUAGCUUCGAUCAAAAAAAAUAUUCAACUUACCAAGCAAUCACAAGU